AUGGCUGAUCAUGGUGAAGUUCGAGGUUUCAAGACGUACUCAACAGGAACUCAUAAAAUUAAUUUGAAAAUUGAAGAGAUGACGAAUAAUUAUUGGAUGUUUUUGGGAAUUAUAUCACAAGCUUCUCCUAUUCUCUCCACGACGUCGGGUCGAUUUGCUGGUUUUACGAUUCGUCAGACAAAUGUUUGGAUUGGAAUUCCUUAUGCUGCUUCACCUAUUGGGUUACGUCGUUGGCAAAAGGUUCAGCCAUAUGUUCUCAGUGCCAAGCUUAAAGAUACAGUGCAGAAUGCAACACAUUACGGUCCAUCAUGUCCUCAAAUUGAUCGAACAGGUAUGACUCCUGAACCAUUUGAUGAAGAUUGUUUAUAUCUAAAUAUUUGGGCACCACGAGAUCCACCUGUACAAUCGAUAGGAUAUCCUGUAAUGCUCUGGAUUCAUGGUGGAGGAUUUUUCGAAGGUAGUUCAUUACAAAUUAUCUAUGAUGGAUUAAGUUGGACUAACGCUGCUAUCCAAGCUAGCAAUUCAUUUAUUAUGGUCAGCAUUAAUUAUCGACUCAAAGUCAUGGGUUUCUUCGCUCAAUCGGCUUUAGUCGAUGAUCAUGGACAGACAAUUGCAAAUCAAGGUAUUAGUGAUCAACGUAUGGCCAUGCAAUGGGUUCGAAACGAUAUUCGACAAUUCGGAGGCAAUAGCGACUCAAUCACUCUCAUGGGUCAAUCAGCUGGAUCUCAUUCUGUUUGUACUCAUAUAGUAUCGCCAUUAUCAACCAAUUUGUUCCAUGCUGGCAUACUCGACAGUGGUACCUGUCAUACUCCUACUUAUUUACGUGAUAAGCAAUUUGCUCAUUCAACAGCAAACGAACUUGCUUUACUUGUUGAGUGUAAUAUGACUGAUUCGAAGCACUUACUAUUAAAUGCUGCUGUCAAUGUACCUAUUCCAUCAUCGACUUCACUAGCUUUUAAAGAUCAAACAAAGAUUGACGGGGUAUUUCCUUUUGAUCUCAUUGUUGAUGGAAUUGAAAUACCUGUUCAUCCAUUGCAAGCAUUUUUGUUGGGCAAUUUUAAUGACGUCCCUAUACUUAUAGGAGCGACUCAAGGCGAACUUCUUCUACGUUUUCUGUAUGAAAAGUAUUUUCAUGGACCGACUAGUGCCGAAGAUUAUUUAACUCGUGUUCUACCAAUAGCAACCUAUAAUCAAUCCGAAGUUCAAGCUUUAUAUGCGCUAGAUAAAUUCAAUGGUAACUACUCUGAAGCCUUCGUAGCUUUGAUGUCACAAGGACAUUUUCUUUGUGGUGCUCGUCUUAUGGCUGGAUAUACCAAGAGGCAACCAACAUAUCUCUAA
Molecule: messenger RNA, 1338 nt
Organism: Rotaria sordida
Lineage: Eukaryota; Metazoa; Rotifera; Eurotatoria; Philodinida; Philodinidae
Source: the annotation of a GenBank genome assembly